GGAAAAAUGUGUAAAAAAAAAAAAAAAAGUUCCAUUCUGGGCAAGCUCUUUCUCCCUGUUUUCCUCCUUGGCCCUGAGCUGAGGCAUCUCCAGCUUGAAAGAUGUGGGAAUUUUCUGCUCUUUGCAAAGUUACCAGGGUUGCUGAUGUAAAGAAACGCUCUCCAGCACAAUGACUUUGCUUGCCACAAGAAAUACAGGAUUCUUAUCGUUUGAGGAUCAAAGUCCCACAUCUCCCAAAAUGGCUUCUUGCCAUUCUGCUCCUCUGACCGAAAGUCCUUUUGCAAAUCCAGGACAGACUUCGGAUGGGUGUGACCCAGCGUCUUGGUACACCCCAAAAACUGGCUCACUAGACCCAGAAGGAUAUGGAUGCCGUGUUGCCUUGCUUGGCUCUACUGAGAAGUUCUGGGGAAGAAUGAGGAAGGACAACGUCCUGCAAGGAGAAACCACCAGACGGGCUGGAGAACAUCAGCUUUGCCGGGAGUUCUUCUAUGAAGAACCUCGAGAACUUUGCACUCGCUUACACCAUCUUUAUCGUCAAUGGCUGAAGCCAGAGAAACACACGAAAACUCAGAUGUUGGACCUGGUGGUCCUGGAGCAGUUCCUGGCCGUCCUGCCCCCAAAGAUGGAGAGCUGGGUGCGAGAGUGUGGAGCAGAGACUAGCUGCCAGGCAGUGGCCCUUGCGGAAGGUUUCCUCCUGAGCCAGGAAGAGGAGAAAAAGCAGGGACAGACGCAGGUUCAGGAUCCCUUCAUGGAAGUGGAUGCUCAAAACUCCCAACCACACAGAGACGUGUCAUCACUCUCUGAGGAACUGGCCUUCGGAGGGAUCUCCCAAGAGGAUCCAGCUCCGAUCACAUCAGAAGGGAAUGGAGCAACCCUGAGGUUUCCUGCAGAAACACCUUUGCUUUGUGGUGGAACUGAAACUGCUGUCGUUAUUCCAACUCAGAAUCAUAUGUCAUUUGAGGAUAUAGCCGUAUUUUUUUCCGAAGAGGAGUGGGCCCUGCUGAAUCCUGAUCAGAAAUUGCUGUACAGGGAGAUCAUGUUGGAAAAUGCAAGGAAUGUGACCUGCAUAAGCGAAAGGUGGGAGAACGAGGACUCUAAGAAGGAGAUGAUAGAGCACUUGCCAACAGUCAACAAUGAAAUUGGAGAAAGGAUGUUCCGAUGUCAGUGGGGAGUCCAAAGUCCUGAGGAAAACCAGCUAAACGGAGAGCCAGAGAAAGCCCUCGCUUUUCAUUGUGCUGAUAACAGUGCGCUCCUAGCUGAAAAAAAUCACCAAGAAACCGGAAUGUGUCCAGGCUGUGGAAAAAUAUUGAAGGAGGAAUCAGGAUUGUGUGGAUAUUGCAGAAGGCCGCCUGUCGAGGCACAACAUGAAAAUAGGGAUCGGACAUUUCCUCUUACUUUAGAUCAAAAUAUAUCACUUGGGGAGAAAUUAUAUAACUAUGUGGAAUGUGGAGAGAGCUUCAGCCAGAGUAGCCAUCUCAGUAACCAUCAAAAGAGUCAGGUCUGGGAGAAUCCAUAUCAAUGCAUGGAUUGUGGGAAGAGCUUCCUUCAGAAAAGUCACCUUAUGACCCAUGAAAGGAUCCACCGAGAAGAGAAACCACAUCCAUGCUUGGAGUGUGGAAAGAGCUUCAUUAAGAGAAGUUCCCUGAAUUCCCACAUGAGAAUCCACACUGGGGAGAAACUCUAUCAAUGUGUGGAGUGUGGGAAGGGCUUCCCUAAGAGAAGCCACCUUGCUUCCCAUAAGAGGAUCCACACAGGGGAGAAACCGUAUCAGUGCCUGGAAUGUGGGAAGGGCUUCUCUCAGAAAAGCAACCUUGCUUCCCAUAAGAGGAUCCACACAGGGGAGAAACCCUAUCAGUGCCUGGAGUGUGGGAAGCGCUUCAGUAAAAUAAGUCACCUCACUAUCCAUAAGAGGAUCCACACAGGGGAGAAACCGUAUCAGUGCCUGGAGUGCGGAAAGAGCUUCAGUGAUUUAAGUUGCCUCACUUCCCAUAAAAGGAUCCACACUGGAGAGAAGCCAUAUCAAUGUCUGGAGUGUGGGAAAAGUUUUAGUGUAAGCAGUUCCCUUACAUCCCAUAAAAGGACCCACACAGGGGAGAAGCCAUACAAAUGUACGGAAUGUGGAAAGAGCUUCACUGUAAGCAGUUCCCUUAGUUCUCAUAAAAGGAUUCACACGGGGGAGAAACUGUACUAAUGUAAAUGAAGCGGGCUCUGAUAGAUGACCACUGGAUAACUUUCUAUUCACUCUAUUCUAAAAAGCAAUGCAUCCGGUUGGAAAAUGUACAAACUCAGCCAAAAUCCUUUUGGUACCUCUAGGAGGCCUCUAAGUUGUCAGAAGAAAGGAACAUUCUAAUGACAUACAGCUUAAAGGUUGGUUAGGUCAAGGGGAUCCACAUGAGUUAAAAGUUGUCUAUCAUUAGAAGAUGAUUUGAGUCUAUGCUUCAGUAAUCUACAAAAAGAAUUAUAACUGUUGGCAAAGAAUAAAAUGAAAGUGUCAAUUAAAAAUGACAAAUGUAUAUGACCAUAUGAAUUGCUGAGUUAACAGAAUCCUUUGUCUAGAAGGGUAGAAAAACGAUUGUACCUAAUUUCUGUCUUUUGUUCAACGCUUCAUGUACAGAGCUUUGAACCUAUUGCGCAAUAUACCUUGUCUCUGAUUAACCCCAAAAAGUUGUGUUGGUCUUAUUAAAUCCACAACAGUACAAGUAUGUGGACUGUGGAAUAAGCUUUAGAAAUAGUUCUCUGACUUCCCACAAAAGGAUCCACAUGGGAGAAACCAUAUGAGUGCACAGACUGUGGACAGAACUUUAGAGACCCCAGUUCUGAGGUUAUGAUCCUCGUAAAGAAAUAUUAGAAUUCUUUAUAGGCCAAAUAAUGAUUGGAUACGAAAGGAAUUUGUCUUUUUCCGCACAAGGAAAUGUCAUGGAAGUGGAUCAUGGACUAAAAUAAACUGGUGUAGUUGAA
Pantherophis guttatus is the source of this 2958-nucleotide messenger RNA. The record is from RefSeq and is a predicted model, not a curated record. NCBI's taxonomy places the organism in Eukaryota, Metazoa, Chordata, Lepidosauria, Squamata, Colubridae.